Messenger RNA from Caenorhabditis angaria, 1523 nucleotides. Lineage: Eukaryota; Metazoa; Nematoda; Chromadorea; Rhabditida; Rhabditidae. The record is from the annotation of a GenBank genome assembly.
AUGGCUAGCAAAAGUGAGUUUUUUUUUUCAAAAUAGAGUUUAGAAAAUUUCUUUCAUUUUGAAGCUUAUUUUCAAAAAAAAACAUCCACAAAAUGCAUUCAAGUGAAAAUUUCAAAAAUUCAGAUUCUGGCUGAAAAAUUGAGAUGGAUACAGAAAAUGUGGAGGAAAAAUUCAGCCAAAAUUUUUGAAAAUUAAAAAAAAAACAAGUUCAAAUUUUCAGCCAAGAUAAGAAUUUUUCAUCUUAUUUGAACUCGUUUUUAGAGAUUUACAGGCUAAACUUCUACUCAGAGAUUCGCUGGCCAGCUCGCCACUAGAUCAGGAUCAGGUGGCCGGAAAGUUCAAAACGAGCUGAAUUUGAUUCGGCCACCAGGUCGCCUUGAGUUUUCCGGCGACGUGGCCUGUGUGUUUGAAAUCCUGGAAAGCCAGCAAGACGGUGGUUUGUACUCAAAAUAGUGCAUUUUUUACUGUUUUUUUCACUUCCUAAGGUUUCUAGUACUCCGAAAAAACAGAAAAUGAGCCAAUUUCUUCUAGAAUGCUCGGAUUCACAAGUUUUUUGGACUUUUUUCUCUUAAGCGAGACGAUCUGGACGCGAGGUCGGGUCGAGUUGGACAACCUGGGCGAGGUGGUCUGCAUGAACUGAACCACCUCGCGACCAGGUCGUCUCGCAAAAAAUACGGGCGAUGUGGUUGUCCGUGUCAAUUUCAGAUGGGCAGUCGGUCCCACCUAGUGACCAGCUGGCCAGCGAAUCUCUGAGUAGAUUAGGACUUUCAUCAUUCAAAAGUACAAAAUUUUCCACAAAAAUCUCUUAUCAGUUUGUACUUUUCAAUAGGAAUCAAUGUUUGAUAUGUAUACUUUGUUCCUAACAAAGUAAAUUUUUGCAGGUGUAUUCGUUGUUGGUGCAAAACGUACUGCUUUCGGUACUUUUGGCGGAAAAUUGAAGAAUAUCUCAGCCACCGAUCUUGGAGUUGUCGCAUCUCAAGCUGCAUUGAAACAAGCAAACGUUGCUCCAGAAAAUGUGGAUCACGUUAUUUUCGGAAAUGUUGUCGCAAGUUCUCGCGAUGGAAUUUAUCUCACCAGACAUAUUGGAUUGAAAUCUGGAGUUCCACAAAAUGUUGGAGCAUUGACUGUAAAUCGAUUGUGCGGAUCGGGAUUCCAAUCAAUUGUUAAUGGUGCACAGCAAAUUAAAUUGGGAGAGGCGAAUAUUGUUUUGACCGGUGGAACUGAAAAUAUGUCAAUGGUUCCGUUUGCAGUCAGAAAUAUUCGAUUUGGAACUGCUCUUGGAACUAAUUAUCAAUUUGAAGAUAUGCUUUGGGAUUCGCUUUCUGAUUCUUAUGCGAAAUUGGCAAUGGGACAAACUGCUGAAAAACUUGGAGCUCAAUAUAAGGUUUGAAUAAAUUUCGACAAUUUUUUUCGAAAAUAUUUACAAAACUUUUCAGGUAACCCGCAAAGAUGCUGAUGAUUUCGCUCUUCGCUCACAAACUCUUUGGAAGAAAGCACAAGAAGCUGGAAUUUACAAAAAAUGA